AUGCCUUUGGCCGCCGCACAAAAACAGGCCAUCGAGGAGGUCGUCAAUGCCCUCACUACCGCCACAGCGCCCAAAGGGAAACGUUUACUCUCAGCCAUGUUCAUGAAUCUCGUCGAUCCCAAGGAAUGGCCAGAAUAUUACGAGAUUAUUCCAGAUCCUCGGUGUAUCAGCAACAUACGUACGACGUUAGAAAAGAAUCGGUACAGAGCAGCCUUGGACGCGUAUACAGAUUUGUCUCUUGUGUUCUGGAAUGCGCUCUAUUACAACGAAGCGGGUAGUCAGAUUGCAUCGGAUGCUGAAACGCUCAAACGUCUUUUGGAGACUGAAUGGAAGAAGCGACCAAUACUGCCCGUUCCUCGCACGUCUCCCCCGCCGAGAUCUGCCCAGAAAGUUCACAAGGCGGAAGAAGAAGAAGAAUCACCAGCUCCAGAAAAGCCUCCUGGUCCUCCUCUUCCUGCGGUCCAAGCGGGAGCGACCUCCACAAAAAAUACGACGCCGAUCAUUCCUACAACUAUACCAGUUGCAAAUGGCACCUCCGCCAAUCAUCACGUUCCUAAUGGUCGAACAGCUCUUCGGCUGUCAUCUCCCGAGGAAGAGAUAGACGUCGGCAGUGUAUCAGACCUUCAAGCGCAUGUACCAACGGAGAGAGAUGCUGCGAGUGAGGAGAUCAUCCGUCAUUUGGACAAGAGUUUGCCUCAGGAAGGCUGGAUGGGGAACAUCAAGAUUUCUUACGUGGAUAUAGUCCAUGCGAUCAAGAGCCACAAAGAUGUUAUAGGUAAUCGAUAUGCUUUCGUCUUGGAAUCCGUGCCAGAACGCGCCGAGAUACCAUAUCUAUCAUUGAACAGUCGAGCGCGCGCAAAAGAUUAUUCGAUUCCGAAAGAUUUCGACUCCGAAUUCAUGCAACUUUUCGCUAAAGCGAGAAGGUGGCAUGACCCCGGUUCCGAUGCUUAUGGCCAUGUGCUUCUUCUUCAAAGAUUGUAUCAAGCAUUGACCUCUAAAACGCCACCACACGGUCCGCCAUAUUCCUCAUCGACCAAUUUUGCGUCGCUGCGUGCCGGUCCCGGUGCUUCCGAUCCUGUUCCAGAUGCAGGUGUAACCAGUAACCAUAUUCCCAUUAAGGGCAGGAAUUUUGUGGAUCUACAUCAUUACAAAGGCUGGGCUAUCAACGUCGGUGAUUGGGUACACCUCAGCAAUCCUGAUUAUCCAAGUCUUCCAACCAUCGGACAAGUGCACAAAUGCUGGGUUGCUGAAGAAAGAUCACGGAAAGGCCAGCAUGGCGUAACCGUUUGCUGGUACUUCAGGCCGGAGCAGACUUAUCAUACUUCUGAUCGGACGUUCAUGGAAGGCGAAGUGUUCAAGACGGGCCACUUUGCUGAGCAUCCGCUCGAAGACAUACUAGAAAAGGUGACUUGUCAACCUGCUGCCGAUAAUUGUCGCGGGCGACCUAGGGCACCGUAUUGGUAUCCCGGUUUCCCAUUGUACGUAUGCGAAUCUCGAUACGACGACAGUAGUCGCACCUUUGUCAAGAUAAAAGACUGGAGCUCAUGUAUGCCGGAGGAAUCUCGCCACCCUGUGCCUAUCUAUCCCUUUGAGAGAGAGGUUCCUCCACGUCGGCUUCCCAGUCCCUUCGUGGGUAAGGGAAAGAACGGGGCCAAGGCAUCAGGAGGCCUUAUUAGCGGUUCUAUCGUUCCCAGCAGCAGAGUGACACAUAUCAUUCCCAUAUCUACUACGACGUCAAAUGCUACAACAGCCGUCGAUCGCUCAAUUCUAUCCGGUUCUGGACUGGUGUUGGGAAACAACGCCCAACAGGAAAAACUACCUCCGGAGACCACUAAACAUUUUGACCGCGAUCCAGUGACCGACGAGGUUCUUUGGUUCGCUGCUCCGCCGACAAACGUAGUGCCCGCACCUGUGCCCAAACAUAGCCUAGCCUACCUUCACUUCCUUGCAAAGAAACGUAAAAGUGGCGCCGAAUCAAACUCCUCAACGAAGAAGGCCCGGACAACAGCAUGA
Desarmillaria tabescens is the source of this 2013-nucleotide messenger RNA. RefSeq lists its product as uncharacterized. Gene Ontology annotation, molecular function: chromatin binding; protein binding. Gene Ontology annotation, cellular component: RSC-type complex. NCBI's taxonomy places the organism in Eukaryota, Fungi, Basidiomycota, Agaricomycetes, Agaricales, Physalacriaceae. The record is from RefSeq and is a predicted model, not a curated record. The transcript is spliced from 12 exons. Gene Ontology annotation, biological process: chromatin remodeling; transcription elongation by RNA polymerase II. The coding region runs from base 1 to 2013 and encodes 670 amino acids.